AUGGCGAAUCUAAUACCCAAGAUCCUCCGAAGAACUUCGCCCUCUUCGAGCACAGUCGCGGCGGCACUGUACAAACCCUCUCCGCACUCGCCGACCUGCUCUCCGCUCACCGGCGCUGUCUUUACUCAGCGGCUCGGGCCCGACCUGCCGCCCCGGCCAAUUCCAUUCUUCGGCAUCGCGGCGGCGAAGAAACCAUCUCCUCCCUCGGGGUUCAUUUACCCUAGUUUCCCAUUUGGGCUCGGUUUAAACCCUAUUCCAGCUGCUGGGUUCGAUCUCGUUGAGACCGAGGAUGAGGCAGUUGAUCAUGACGACAAGACCUUCCGGGCUGAUAGCGUGAAGAAGAAGAGGAAGAAGAAGAUGAACAAGCAUAAGUACAAGAAGCUCCGAAAGCGUCUCAGGCGGAAGUCUAGGUCGUGA
Messenger RNA from Linum tenue, 417 nucleotides. The record is from the annotation of a GenBank genome assembly. NCBI's taxonomy places the organism in Eukaryota, Viridiplantae, Streptophyta, Magnoliopsida, Malpighiales, Linaceae.